Trematosphaeria pertusa is the source of this 1063-nucleotide messenger RNA. RefSeq names its product putative RTA1 domain protein. The transcript has 3 exons. The coding region runs from base 148 to 1026 and encodes 292 amino acids. Lineage: Eukaryota; Fungi; Ascomycota; Dothideomycetes; Pleosporales; Trematosphaeriaceae. The record is from RefSeq and is a predicted model, not a curated record. Gene Ontology annotation, cellular component: membrane.
CUCUUUCACACAGCAUAUCUUCUUACUAUUUCAUUCUAGGUCUCAUUCGCACAUCUCAAGUCUCAUUUUUUCGCCCUCUACGACUACCAUUCAUAUAGACCACCGACCCUAUUCGACAUCAACCGCACUCGAAAGCCUCAUUCCAUCAUGGCAGGAGACGAAGAAUACUACUCCUACACGCCCUCGCUCGCAGGCGCGGUAAUCGCCGCCAUCGUCUACUUCUUCCUCACCUCCGCCCACGUCUUCCGCCUCUACAAAACCCGGACCUGGUUCUGCAUCCCCUUCAUCCUCGGAGGACUAUUCGAAGUAGUCGGCUACUCAGCCCGAGCCCGCUCAAAUGCCGACCCCGACGUGAUGGCCCCCUUCCUCAUGCAAGCCAUCCUCAUCCUCCUCGCGCCGAUCCUCUUCGCCGCCUCGGUCUACAUGUUCCUCGGCCGCAUCAUCCUCGCGACAGGCUGCGCGUCCUACUCGCUGAUCCGGCCGACGUGGCUGACGAGAAUCUUCGUCGGCGGCGACAUCUUCUGCUUCUUUGUGCAGCUGAUCGGCGCGGCGAUGCUUUCGUCCGCGACCACGAAAAGCAAGCUGGACCUCGCGAACACGAUCGUGCUUGUGGGCCUGUCUGCGCAGAUUGUCAUCUUCGGCGGGUUUAUGGUAGUGGGCUUGGUGUUCCACCUGCGCAUGCGGAAGAACGAUCCGAAGGCGGCGCUGGACUGGAACUGGGAGAGGUAUAUGAUGAGUCUGUAUGCGGUUAGUGUCAUCAUUACGCUGAGGAAUUUGUUUCGCGUUAUCGAGUAUGCGCUGGGUGACGAUGGAUACCUUCUGAGCAACGAGUGGCCGGUAUACGUGUUUGAUUUCAUACCGAUGUCCAUCGUCAUGGCAGUUUGCGUGAUGUGGUAUGUGGGGAAACUGGAUUUUGCUUCGAACGGACGAGGAGAUGUUGAGAUGAUGAUUGACCGUACGGAGGAGAGGACGCCACGAGCUGCUCAUCGUACCUCGCGUCGCGCUUCUCGGCAAUACUCGACGUGACGGAGCGGGAGAUAAUAUGGGGUUGGAAGUUUGCAAG